AUGAGUCUUCUCCAGCAGCUACAAACUAAGCGCAAGGCUUUGAAAGCCACCACAACCACUGUAACCACCGAAAGUGGCAAACGUUUUAUCGUAGCCAAUGCAACUACCUCAACACCCAUACAACAACAGCUACAAGCACAAUCUUAUGGUUUUGUAGUCGAUACAAAACCAGAUACCACACCAGCAUGCAUUCUAGCCGAUUUUCUCUACUUGGGCUCACAAGAUGCUGUUAAUAGUGAAAAUAUAAGUGCAUAUAAGUUAACACAUAUUUUAAGUGUCGGUAUAGAGACCCCACUAUUGGAUAGUGAUAAAGUGGUGAGACAUUUUCUGCCAUGUCUCGAUUUGCCUGAAACCUUACUUUCAGCGCAUGUCAUACCAGCUGCAAACAAAUUCAUCAAAAGCGCGGAAUUGGCUCGCGGUCGUGUGUUAGUGCAUUGUAAUGCUGGUGUUUCGCGCGCGGCCAGCAUUGUUAUUGCAUAUUUAAUAUUAGUACGCGGUAUGCGGUACGACGCGGCAUAUACUUUGGUAAAAUCAAAACGCGAAUGCAUACAACCAAAUGUAGGAUUUAUUAAGCAAUUAAAGCAACUAAAAUUAAACGAUGUGUAAGCUCGAUAAGUAAGACGCCUGUACUUCUUGUAUUAUCUAUUUGGGGAUAUGAAUGGAUGGAUUCAUAACUUAUAUGCUCAUAUUCGUAAGAAUUCAAAACUCUUAGUUAUUUAAGUCUCUUUUCCGAUAUUAAAAAAGUUACUAUUUGGAGAAAUGAUUCUCAAAUUUUUACCUUAACCUCCAAAUGUAACAAUAAAAUUUUGAAUUGCGGGAGAACCUUAAACUAAACUGAUCCGUUGUAUCUGCUAUAAAGUUAAUUCGAGUAGAAAGGUUUCUUUUUUGCUUUUCUAGUAAGUUUUUCACGAAUUAGAUUUUGUUUGGUUAGCCCUUUGCACGUUCUGCCUUAGGUCGCUUGCAGUACGAAAAAAACUUAAAAACUUGUACUAAGCCCUACUCUAAAUUUGUAUCCAGACUUUGUUUUUGUUGUUGUAGAUACAAUAAAAUGGGUUUUGAGAAAUUUUUGCUGGGUGGCUCCUUAGGAGGUGAUACAUUUUGUUCCAUUCAGCUUAGUUGGAACCAACAUUCUUGCUACUCCUCUUGCUUAAACACCCUCUCGUUGUGUUAGAAUAUAAAUAAAAAAAAAAAACAAAUAUAAUUUCUUCUCUACAUUAAGAUUUAUUGAAUUUUAUAAUUUCCUCUCUACUACAAGAGAGUUACAAUAGGAUACCAAGCCGACUUGUAUCGUUCGUUUUCUUCACUAACAUAGGAAUACAUAAAAUUUUUGAUAAUGUAAUAUAUAUGUAUAGAUUUAUAUAUAGUGUUGUAAUAAUUUAAAAUAAAUGCUUAAUAAUGUUAAUCUUAAAGAUUUUUUGACUAUGUCGAAAUGUGUGAACGCUCACACGUUUGCCAGCGUUACAGUUAGGAAAUACAAAAUGUACAAUGUUAUGACACACCAGUUUACAUGUAAGCACUUCCACGAGCUUUUUGGGAUAAAAAAGAAAAAAAAUAACUUAAUUAAAAUUAUAAAAUAAAGAAUGAAAAUUUAAUUUACAACGGUAUUUAAGUGGUGUAAUAAUAUAAUAUAAUUUAAGAAGGAUAUGUUACAGUGGUAAAGAAAUAUAUACAACAAAUUUAAAUAAAGUUAAUAUGCAAUCGCAAUUACAUAAUUACAAGUGAAAUUCUGCAAUUAAGUUCGAAAUCGCUUAAACACACUUCGCUUAAAAUAUCACAUUUAAAAUUAAAUAUUAAAUUAAAAUUACUAAAUUACAAAGACAAGCGUGUAAAUACAUAUAAAAUGUAUAUGAAAACACGCUCGAGUGUUUUUGUUGUUUUUUACAAGAAGUGAAAGUGCCUUUCUCGUUCGUGGGACACAUUUUCUAAAUUAAAACAAACUGCUUUUCCAAUAGUUGUCAAUUUAUAUGUAUAUGUAUGUAUGUUUGUUUGUAUAGCUAUAUGUAUGUAUGUAUUUGUUAUUAUUGCAAUACCGUUUAAGUAUAUCCAUUUAAACGACAAGAAUUUGGCUUUUGAUUAUGUCGGCAUGCUCAUUGCCUAGCAGUUAGCUAAGUUUGUGCUAAAAAAGUUACCGUUAUAUGCUAUAACUCCAUUAUAUAUGUAUGUAUAUAAAUUGUUGCUGGAAGCAUGAAGCAUUGAAGCACAUUCAC
Molecule: messenger RNA, 2207 nt
Organism: Zeugodacus cucurbitae (melon fly)
Lineage: Eukaryota; Metazoa; Arthropoda; Insecta; Diptera; Tephritidae
Gene: Mkp
Product: dual specificity protein phosphatase 19
Exons: 2
Coding region: 1-606 (201 amino acids)
Biological process (GO): regulation of MAP kinase activity; protein dephosphorylation
Cellular component (GO): cytoplasm
Molecular function (GO): JUN kinase phosphatase activity
Source: RefSeq, a predicted model, not a curated record